Molecule: messenger RNA, 2447 nt
Organism: Gasterosteus aculeatus aculeatus (three-spined stickleback)
Lineage: Eukaryota; Metazoa; Chordata; Actinopteri; Perciformes; Gasterosteidae
Gene: pdk2a
Product: pyruvate dehydrogenase kinase 2a
Biological process (GO): regulation of glucose metabolic process; protein phosphorylation
Cellular component (GO): mitochondrion
Molecular function (GO): pyruvate dehydrogenase (acetyl-transferring) kinase activity
Source: RefSeq, a predicted model, not a curated record
CCUCUUCCGCGGUCGCUCGUGCUGCCCUGCUGGUCAUUUGCGAGUCUCGUAGCGAAGCGUCGGAACCCUUCGCGGGAGCCCGGACCCCCCCCGAAAGCGACCACGAUGAAGUUCGUGAGGUAUAUCAUGAAAAACGCCGCUCUGGCCAGCGUGCCCAAACACGUCGACCACUUCUCCAAAUUCUCCCCCUCACCGCUCUCCAUGAAGCAGUUCCUCGACUUCGGUUCCAUCAACGCCUGCGAGAAGACGUCCUUUGUCUUUCUGAGACAGGAGCUGCCGGUGAGACUGUCAAACAUCAUGAAAGAAAUCAACCUUCUGCCCAGCAAACUGCUCACAACCCCGUCCGUGCAGACGGUGCAGAGCUGGUACAUCCAGAGUUUGAUGGAAAUCCUUGAAUUCCUAGACAAGAACCCAGAUGACAAAGUCCUGGGAGAGUUUGUUGACUCCUUGGUGACCAUCAGAAACCGGCACAACCACGUGGUGCCUACUAUGGCCCAGGGCAUCAUCGAAUACAAAGAGGCCUUCCCUCAGGACCAAGUAACCAACCAGAACAUCCAGUACUUCCUGGACCGCUUCUACAUGAGCCGCAUCUCUAUCCGCAUGCUCAUCAACCAGCACACUCUCGUUUUUGAUGGAACCCUCAACCCGGUCCACCCCAACACCAUCGGGAGCAUCGACCCCCACUGUGAAGUUGGAGACGUAGUCCAAGAUGCUUUCCGCAGCGCCAAGAUGCUGUGUGACCAGUACUACCUCCGCUCCCCCGACCUGAUUCUACAGGAGAUGUGCCGCACAAAGAAGAAGAACCUUCCGAUAAGCAUCGUGUACGUUCCCUCUCACCUUUAUCACAUGCUGUUUGAGCUCUUCAAGAACGCCAUGAGGGCCACAAUCGAGACUCACGACCACAGCAGCACGCUGCCGCCCGUUGAAGUCAUGGUCGCUCUGGGAGACGAGGACCUGUCAAUCAAGAUGAGUGACAGGGGUGGCGGGGUCCCCUUUCGGAGGAUGGACAAGCUCUUCAGCUACAUGUACUCCACCGCUCCGGCUCCACGUAUAGGAGAGCGCACACGGCCUCCACUGGCCGGCUUCGGCUACGGUCUGCCCAUCUCCCGUCUCUACGCCCAGUACUUCCAGGGGGACCUGCAGCUCUUCUCCAUGGAGGGCCACGGCACCGACGCAGUCAUCUACCUGAAGGCGCUGUCCACAGACUCUGUCGAGAGGCUGCCGGUCUACAACAAAACCGCCCUGAAGAACUACAAAGUGAGCCUGGAGGUGGACGACUGGUGCAUACCCAGCAGGGAGCCUCUGGACCUCAGCGUCCACAAGGUGCCCAAGUGAAAACGGCCGAGCGCUUCGAGGCUACACGCCGUGAAACCGCCGCAGUCUCUGUCUUCGCGCUCCCAUGUCAGCAUCUGUCACGGCAGAUGUUUGCACCGGACCUUUUUUUUUUUUUCCUGAAGAGAGGGUUAUCUCCAGACUCCAGUCAGGUUUUAGUGAUUUUUAAGGUUGCUUUUGGGUUCUUUGUAAGGAAAUAGAAAGCAGCUGCUAGCGGAUGGGACUUUGGGAGAUGCAGCUCCAGCGUGGCGUCGUGCGCAGGUAGAGACAGAGCAGGUUGCACGUGUGGCGUCAAGGCCACUAGCGUGGGAACGCGAGAGGGCCGAUGAAGAGGAGGGUUUGAUGUAUUCUAGAUGAAGCUGGAGCUACUGAGCUGCUGACGCAGAGCCUAUAGGAAAAGUCCCCCUAAGGCAGCAACUUCACCCAAAGGCUCAUCUCCCUGAAGAAAUUGGAAAAACAAACACCUCCUCUUGCAGCGUGUUUUUUUUUACUCUUUUGAGAGAACUGUGAUACUGUUGGAUGCGUAGAUUUAAGCAAAUGUGCCACUCUUAAAUUCAGGUGUGUUGUUGUCCUUGCUGCAUGGAUAUCAGUCAGAGCUUUUGAUAUCUCUAACUUUUUAAUGAACGUAUCAUUGGGAGGGGAUUGAUAAGAUGCAGCGCUAACUUAGCAUCGGUUUCUCUGGCGCCUGCUGAAUGAAAUCCACUCUUCUUCCGUGCAUUAAUUUGUAUUAAUUACAGAGAGUGGAUUGAAAGAACAGCUUUAGGGCCCAUGUGCUCGGUGGGACAGCAGGUCUUUAGAGCCUGAUCUGCCAGACUUGUUUGUGAGGUUUAAGGCUUCCAGAGUUCAAAAGGUGCACGUCAUGUUUUAGUUCUGUGUGAUCGAGUAAAGCGAGGCUGGUCUCAGAUUCUUUGUUUUUUUACACUGUGCCAUAUGAGGAGAAAAAUGAUCCCUCGUCAAUAUGUGUUAAAAAUGAUAUUGUUUUGUAUCAAACUUAUCUUAAAUCAAACAGUAAGUUUAAGGUUAUUUUUUUAUAACUGCACGACUGAAAAGAUUGUACAUAGUGUGAAUACCGUCCAAAUAAUAAAGAACAACGUAUGUAAGUACAAAAUGCAAAA